Molecule: messenger RNA, 842 nt
Organism: Fusarium oxysporum Fo47
Lineage: Eukaryota; Fungi; Ascomycota; Sordariomycetes; Hypocreales; Nectriaceae
Product: cytochrome c549
Exons: 3
Coding region: 221-541 (106 amino acids)
Biological process (GO): mitochondrial electron transport, ubiquinol to cytochrome c; mitochondrial electron transport, cytochrome c to oxygen
Cellular component (GO): mitochondrial intermembrane space
Molecular function (GO): electron transfer activity; heme binding
Source: RefSeq, a predicted model, not a curated record
AGAAUUGAGCGAUCCGGCGUGGUCCUAAGCCAGUCGUGUCAUGCUGUCAUAAAGAUUUAUUUUCUUGCUUCGGAUCUUUUUCUUUCCCUCUCUCCCUCUCUUCUUUUUCCCACAUCCACACUCUCAACCCUCAAUCGACUUUUUGCUCUCGUCUUUGGCUAACGCCUCUCGUUGAAUUUACUACCACCUUUUAACUCUUUAAUCACAAACCACAUCCACAAUGGCUGGCGGCGAUAUCAAGAAGGGUGCCAACCUCUUCAAGACCCGAUGUGCUCAGUGCCACACCGUUGAGAAGGACGGCGGCAACAAGAUCGGCCCUGCCCUGCACGGCCUCUGGGGCCGCAAGACUGGUUCCGUCGAGGGCUACGCCUACACCGAUGCCAACAAGCAGAAGGGCAUUGAGUGGAACGAUGACACUCUCUUCGAGUACCUCGAGAACCCCAAGAAGUACAUCCCCGGUACCAAGAUGGCCUUCGGUGGCUUGAAGAAGGCCAAGGACCGCAACGACCUUAUUGCCUACCUCAAGGACUCUACCAAAUAAGCGACUAUAGAUCGCGUGUAAUGUUACGACUUUCGAUAGAUGGGGACCGCCAAGGGGCGUUUGUACUAUAGACUCUACACAGCACUUGUUAAGACAUGCCACGUGCUUCGUAUCCUAUUCCCAUCUCUCCUCUUUAUGCGACUUCCGUCCGAUACAACACAACCAUUUUUUUUUCAACCAAGAAGAAAGCCCGGCGUUGGUUCGAGGCGGAAGACGGGAAUGACAUGAGACCAGAAUAAAAAUGUUUCCGCAUCAUAGCCCAAUUGUUACGAUAGAGAUAUUAACGUUUCUUCUACUCUCA